CUAACACGUCCAAAUAUGGUCACACAGCUGUAACCAAAAAAUAAAAUAAACAAAUCGCAUAAUCAUGUCCAGCGGAUUUGCGCGUAGCUCGUACAAGUUGUUUGUGGGCAACCUGCCGUGGACCAUCAGCAGCAAGGAGCUGAAAACCUACUUCUCCCGCUACGGGCACGUGGCCAAUGCAGAAGUAGUGUUCGACAAGCAGCAGGGACUUUCAAAGUACUACGGAUUCGUAGUCUUCAGCCAGCGGGAUGCCUACAACAGCGCCAGCAAUCAGAACACCCACUUCCUCGAGGGCAGGGUACUCAACGUGCAGCGUGCCAACGAAAGUCAAUAAAGUUACUUGAGAAAUAUACAAAUGUAAUCUUAUAGAGGUUUAAUUACGUGUACCGGAGCCAAAGAAAUAUUUCGAUUGUUUCAUUUUUAGUUCCUAAA
Drosophila obscura is the source of this 432-nucleotide messenger RNA. It is a transcript of the gene SLIRP2, whose product is annotated as SRA stem-loop-interacting RNA-binding protein, mitochondrial. Bases 65 to 334 code for a protein of 89 amino acids. The record is from RefSeq and is a predicted model, not a curated record. Gene Ontology annotation, molecular function: mRNA binding. The transcript has a single exon. Lineage: Eukaryota; Metazoa; Arthropoda; Insecta; Diptera; Drosophilidae.